Ostertagia ostertagi is the source of this 210-nucleotide messenger RNA. The record is from the annotation of a GenBank genome assembly. NCBI's taxonomy places the organism in Eukaryota, Metazoa, Nematoda, Chromadorea, Rhabditida, Trichostrongylidae.
AUGAGCGUACUGGUUGACAAACUUGCUUCGAUUAAGGAAGAAGAUUUGUCGCGAAUGCAGUUCUCGCAGAUGCCUGGUGAUGUUGUCGCUGAAGUAUACACGCAAAAAUUCCGUGAACGUGAACGUAAACGUCAAUUGUGGUGUUGUUUCGCGAGCUGGAUGGAGUCGUUUAAACGGCGAAGGCGACGAAGAGCUGCUAAGCGACGUUAA